Molecule: messenger RNA, 957 nt
Organism: Raphanus sativus (radish)
Lineage: Eukaryota; Viridiplantae; Streptophyta; Magnoliopsida; Brassicales; Brassicaceae
Product: two-component response regulator ARR16
Exons: 5
Coding region: 297-782 (161 amino acids)
Biological process (GO): phosphorelay signal transduction system; cytokinin-activated signaling pathway
Source: RefSeq, a predicted model, not a curated record
CUUUUUCUUUUUAAUUAUGAGGAAUUAAAUAGUUGGUGAUAAUAAUAGAAAGAAAACCAUCAUAAAUACCAUCACCGGAUUCACAUGAUUCCACAACUCUUCUGAAUCUGUCACUUUCUUUUUUCAUGUAUCAUUGUCUUAUUAAUUUUUGAAUUUGUUUUUAUUAGAGGUGGUGGAGUAUUGAAAGCUAUAUGUCUUGAAGGGUGUAUGUAUUAAUGCCAGAGCCAGUCUUGCUUCUUAGCUUAUUGUCAAGUUGUUUUCUUUCUUAGUUACCUGACAUCUAAGGAACAAACGAUAUGAAUAGUGGUUCUUGUUCGUCUUUAAUGGAUGUGGGUUAUGAUCAUCAUCAUCAUCAUGGUCAUGAAGAGCUUCAUGUUUUGGCCGUGGAUGAUAAUCUUAUUGACCGUAAACUCGUAGAGAAGUUGCUCAAGAUCUCCUCUUGCAAAGUUACAACAGCAGAGAAUGCGAUUAGAGCAUUGGAGUAUUUGGGUUUGGGAGAUCAAAAUCAGCAUAUUGAUACACUGGCCAAUAAUGAUUUGAAGGUUAAUCUAAUCAUCACAGACUAUUGCAUGCCAGGGAUGACAGGCUUCGAGCUACUAAAGAAGGUGAAGCAGGAGUCAUCAUAUCUGAAAGAGGUCCCUGUUGUGAUAAUGUCUUCAGAGAACAUUCCUACUCGCAUCAACAAAUGUUUAGCUAGUGGAGCUCAAAUGUUUAUGCAGAAGCCUCUGAAACUAUCGGAUGUUGAGAAACUUAAAUGCCAUCUCAUGAACUGUAGAAGCUGACAAUUACAUGUAGCCCUAACCAUAAAAUAUUUCCUUAUCUUGGUUCCUUAUUUGAUUGUGUUACACGUUUUUUGUGUCUUCUGAAAAUCAAGUCAUGUUUUCAAAAUAGCAAAUCUUAAGCUACACACACAAAAAGAAAUGUAAGGAAUAUAUAAAAUGAUUAUGGUUCUGAAGA